GAAUGUAUUUCUGACUCAAUCUAAACUCUGAGUUUGAGAGCAAGAUCAAUUUCCUAACUGUUUGGCCUUUCAAGGUCCCCAGCAUCACUCAAAUUGGAGAUAUAACACCGCUUUUUGGUUAUGCUGCCGCUGUUGUUAGGAAAAGGUCGUUCGCAUGAAUAGUUCGUGAUCGAAUAGAAGAUGGGCGACAAGAGGAAAUUACAAGGUGAAAUUGAUCGCUGUCUAAAGAAGGUGUCCGAAGGGGUCGAACAGUUUGAUGAUAUUUGGCAAAAGGUCCAUAGUGCCACACAUGCCAAUCAAAAGGAGAAGUAUGAAGCCGACCUCAAGAAAGAGAUUAAAAAGCUUCAGCGGUUACGGGACCAGAUCAAGACAUGGAUAGCGUCGAGCGACAUCAAGGACAAGCGAACACUGCAGGACAAUCGCAAGAUCAUCGAAACGCAAAUGGAGCGCUUUAAAGUCGUGGAGCGAGAAACGAAAACCAAGGCAUACUCUAAAGAAGGUUUGGGAGCAGCUGCGAAAGUUGAUCCUGCGCAGAAAGAGAGAGAUGAGCUUCGCUCAUGGCUCACGUCUUGUAUCGACCAGCUGACGCAGCAGUCUGAUCAGUUUGAGACGGAGGCUGAGCAGCUUGGUAAUGCCAAGAAGAGCAAAAAGGCAGACAAAGAGCGGUUGGAUCGUAUCGAUGAGUUGACGAAAGGAGUUGAGCAACAUCAGUUUCAUAUACAGAAACUUGAGACAAUCAUGAGAAUGCUGGACAACUGCAGCUUGGAACCUGAUGCAGUGAGAGGUCUGAAGGAUGAUGUAGACUACUACAUUGAAGCUAGUCAGGACCCGGACUUCAUGCAGGAUGAUGAUAUCUAUGACGAGCUGGAUCUUGAAGAGAAUAUCAUUCAUCCAGCGGCAACUGUUGGGAGCUUUGCUGGAACAUCACCUCCUCUGCAUGAUGAUGAGGCGUUUGAAAGAGACGACGAGAAACGGAAACGAUUAGAAGAGGAGGUUGGACCCUCGCCGCGAAAGGAUAGUAAAAAGAAGCGAAAGGACAGCGGAACAUCAUUGACCCCGUCCUCUAGCGGAUCCACAUCGACAACGUCGACGAACGGAACGCCUGUGUCAUCAAAGCCGCCUCCGUCCAAACCGGUCACCAUGCCCACUGCGUCAAUAGCACACGCGCCUGCUAGCGUCAACACCAUGGCAACCAUGAUGCCAUCGUCCGCAGGGUCGUCGUCGUCCGCCACGCUAGCGUCCGCCAGCCCGGCAAUGGUCGCCAUGGGUGCGUCCACCGCCGCCGCCUCCACGACCACCUCGUCCAUGCCGACCGCCGCUGCCAUGGCAACACAACCGCGCCCCAUAUCGCCGCCGCCAGGCCCGGCGUACGCCCAGGCAGCUGCCGGCUUCAUGAGUCAGACUGCGCCCAUGGCAAACAUGUUUGCGCCGGGCAGCCAAGUUCAGCAACAGCAGUACCAGCUGCAGCAGCAGCAGCCGCCUCCGCCGUCAUCGGCGAUGGCGUCUGGAAUGUCUUCCUACGUAUCGGCCUCGUCUUCGGCAACGUCAGUUGGUAUUUCGUCGAGCAGUAGCCAGCAUCAGCUACAGCCUGCUAGCUCAGCCCCUCAGCCGCAGGCGCAACUGCUACAUCAGCAGCCACAGCAACUGCCACAACAACAACAGCUGCCGCAUGUGGGUGGUGGUCUGCAGUCGUUCGCUGCAUCAGCCACUAGUGUACAUGCUGCUUUGGCAACACAGCAGCAGCAACAACAAUCGCAACAGCAACCACCUGUUCCAACGCCAACACCGCCAACACAACAACAAGCCCUUCGUCAACAACAGCAGCAGCAGCAAAGAGUCCUAAGUGCUGACGGGAAGCUAGCGCAGCAGCAGCAGGUGAUUCCCAGUGCGAGUAGUGUGAGUGUGUCUGCAGCUGGCCCUGGCCUGCAGGCACCAAUCAGUUUAGACAGUUCCUCGGCAGCCGGUGGUGCAAUUGUUCAGCAGCCUCAGCAGCAGCCGCAACAGCACUCGGCAGCCCAGCUCAUGCAAGGCGGCGCUCCCGGUCUUCUCCCGGCAUCUGUCCUGCAGCAGCAAGAGGCUCAGCAAGCCAUUCAUCAAACCAACGCUCUGCUCACACAACAGCAGCAGCAGCAGCUGGCGACACCUGCAGUCCAGCCUGUGCCGUCGUCCAUGGCGCAGAAUGUGCCAUCAUCUCUCCAUCAGAGCGUAUACCAGCAACAACAGCAGCAGCAGCAGCAGCAGCCCACGGCAGUCGUAUCGGCAGCAGUGUCGGCGCCGUCCGUUGCCCCCGGCAGCAGCGGCAAUAUCGGUUCUACACCGACAGUGGUGGCAGCGGCGGCGGUCGGAUCUGUAGGUGGAAGUGCCGCUGCGCCUGCACCACCACUUCAGCGUCAGAUUGGAGCCGCAGCACACGGCGUGGUCUCUACCUCGCGCGCCCCGGGUGGUGGCUCAGCAGUGCCAGCAUCCACAUCGAGUAGUGGUGCUGCUAAUGUCGCCGCUUUGGAUAUGCAGGCGAUGUUUGAAGGUGCCUUUAACAGUGGUGUGGAUGCUCACUCUGCUCAGCCUGCAGGCCUUGUGGAGAUGGCACCGCAGGGCCUGCCCAGUGUACCAAGCAGUGGUAAUGUCGGAAGCGUUACUGUAUCUUCUGCAAUCACUGUCGGCACAGGCACAGCUCCAGCCCCUGGUGAUCUUACGUCGAGUAUGUUUCAGUUUGGUGCUAGUGGGCCAAGCACUGCUCUCACUGUUCAACAGUCAACAUCUCAGUCGUCACUGCACACGCUACAGUCCCACCAGCAACUCGCACAGCAACCAACACAACAGCAGCAAGUCCAAAGGCAGCCGCUUCAGCAGCAGCCGUUCCAGACGUCCGCUCCCGGCCCCCUCGCACCGCUGGCUACCCAAGGUAGUGCUACACCCGUCACACCGCCCACCAGUAGUUCAGUGCAGUCGUCUGCAUCGUCCGCAUGGCCUGCUACGCCCGUGGGCGGCUCUGUGAGUGGCAGCGGUGCAGCUGCCUCGGCGUCCUAUCCUGCUCAAAUCCAAAGCUCUCUACAGUCCGCAUUCAUGGCUAGCGGUCCACCCGCAGGCCUCACCAAUACACCGCAGCAGCAACAAAUGAACGAUCCUCAUGCAGCGCUAUCUUCACCUCUGUCCGGUCUCAACCUUAUGGACAGCCGACCGGCGACGAAUCAGCCGCCGCAGCCGCACCCCAUGCCUCCGCCCGGCGGACCCAGCAGUCUGCCGGAGGGUAUGUCACCUCUUCCACAGCCUCCAGCGUCCUCUCAUCACCUCCAGCAACAACAACAGCAGCAGCAGCAACAACAGCAACCGGCACCUGCCCCAUCACCGCUCGGCUCUGGGUCGCUCUCUCAGCAGCAACAGCAGCAGCAGCUCUCUCGACAGCAGCAAUCGCCUCCACCAUUCGCUGGUAUGCUAGCUGGCAGUGGACCAAGCAGUCUAGAUGGCCCACCACCGCCACCACCACAGCAGCAGCAGCAGCAGCAGCAGGGUGGUGGGGGUGGUACGGGUGCUAGUAGUCUUGGCGUGGGCGUAGGAGUGGCGUCCACCGGUCCUGCGAGCUCCGGUGCCAGCAGUCACAACGACAUCCUGGCCAGCUCCCUGGCGGCCUUGUCUCAGCAGCAACAGCAGCGCGACCUCUCGCAUCAGCUCAGCGACGCCAUGAGUGGCAGUGGUGUAUUGGGUGGGGCCAGCGGUAGGCCAUCCUCUCUACCCAUGUCUGGAUUCUCCGAGGCACGAGUACCGGUCAAUGAAAUACGCAUCCAGCCGCUGCUCGGUGUGGCUCCUUUGGGCCCCGUCCAGUUCACCAAAGAGAGGAUGUUUCACUUAGCUAUGCUAGAAGCCUCGCACAACCACAUGCCACUGGCUACCGAUUCUGAGAGAACAAGAACGACUGUUCCGCGCAACCCAUGCAACACACCCAGCUACCACCAUCAACACCCGCCCAUGCAAUGCGAUACGUUUGAUUUCUUCCAGCGCCUGUCUCCAGAAACACUCUUCUUUAUCUUCUAUUAUCAUGAGGGUACGAAAGCGCAGUGGCUGGCAGCGCGUUCCCUGAAAAAACAGUCCUGGCGUUUCCACAUCAAACACAUGAUGUGGUUCCAGCGACACGAAGAGCCAAAGUUGAUAACAGACGAGUAUGAGCAGGGCACGUACAUCUACUUUGACUAUGAGAAGUGGCAGCAGCGAAUGAAGGAGGGCUUCAUCUUCGAAUACAAGUACCUUGAAGAUAAGGAGCUCGUGUAGUUCCCCAGACUGCUCUACAGCCUGAACUUGUUCGCCAGCAACAAUCACUGUGGACCUUGAUUGGCAGGUUCCGCGAUUGUAUGCACACAUGUAUGUGUGCGUGUGUGCGCAUGCAAGCACACAUACGGGUGCAUCUGUGUGUGUGUGUGUGUGUAGCUGUGUACGACCUACCCCUGCACGUAUUGUUUUAGCUUCGCUGUGCACUGUGUGAAGCCAUUGCUGUGGUGGUGUAGUUAUGUCUGCUGUCCGUGCCGUGUUGCGUACAAUGGCACGUCUCGAAUUGUAUGAGCACUGUGUCUUAAGAACACAUUGCCUUUCGCGAGCCUGUACCUUCGGCGACACCAUGGGCGUGUAAGCUAUCCCCUACUCUCUUUGGAGUCCUCAUUCAUUCGAGUGCAUCGUGCCAUUGUUCGGUUGCGUUCUCCUGUCACGUUUUGGCCUGAAACGUGUGUACAUUGCUUUCGCGUGUGUGUCAUCAACUUUAUGUUGUGUCUCUCUCGCUCUCUCUAUCCAUGUCGGCUACUCCUGUGUUUGCGGGUAUGUACAACCUUGCUGAUCUGCAUGUUUGUGUCUGUGCAUAUUGUGUUGUUAUGGCAACGACCACGUCUCUCCCACCUUUCUGUAUACUACUGUGCCAGUGGCUCCCCCCCCCCCUUUCUUACACUCACCCACAUCCGCUUGCCCACGUAUAUUUCUUUCUUACCAUUCGCUGUUUGUGUGUGUGUAUGUGUGUUGCGUGUUGUGCGCAUGUGUACAUUUGGGUGUUUAUAUUUGCCUGCGUGCCCUCCAUCCCUCCUCUGUACAGUAGCUGCCAGGAGUGCGGGCAUGCGUGUGUGUCUGUGCGCACGCACGUGUGUCUGUGUGUGCACGUGCGUGUUCAUGAGCAUGUAACAAUAAUAUACAUGACCUUUCUCCGUGCCCCCCCCCCCCCCUCUCUCUCUCUCUCUCUCUGUGUCUCUGUUGUCUGUUUUGCUAGAGGUUUUCAGUAGGUGCUUUUCUUCUCUUAUUGUCUAGACAACAUAGAUCAUUUUACGUGAUUCGCACAUUGUGUGUUGCCUUGUGUGUGGGCCGUGUCA
Messenger RNA from Sycon ciliatum, 5339 nucleotides. Its product is annotated as CCR4-NOT transcription complex subunit 3-like. The coding region runs from base 181 to 4263 and encodes 1360 amino acids. Gene Ontology annotation, biological process: nuclear-transcribed mRNA poly(A) tail shortening; regulation of DNA-templated transcription. Lineage: Eukaryota; Metazoa; Porifera; Calcarea; Leucosolenida; Sycettidae. The transcript has 22 exons. Gene Ontology annotation, cellular component: CCR4-NOT core complex; P-body; nucleus. The record is from RefSeq and is a predicted model, not a curated record.